Messenger RNA from Momordica charantia (bitter melon), 1977 nucleotides. The record is from RefSeq and is a predicted model, not a curated record. Lineage: Eukaryota; Viridiplantae; Streptophyta; Magnoliopsida; Cucurbitales; Cucurbitaceae.
GAAGACGAACCCUUGGCACCGUUCAGCGUUUUAAAGGUCUUCGACCUGAUAGGUUCUUUUUUCUAUUUCUUCAUUCUAUAAAAUCCCUAAUUCGUUUCUCUCUGAAACUUUCCCCUCUUUUCCUAUCUUCAACAAUUUUGAUGGCGAUUUCAUGCUUCUAUAAUUCAUCCAACUGCUUCACCACUCUCGUUUCAAUUCCUUUAGAUUCUCUUCGUCUUUUCUUUCCGAAGCUUUUUCCUUCUUCGAUUUUUACGAACCCUUGUAGUUCUAAUUAACGUCAAUUGGUGGGACGAGCCGAGCCGCCGUGAUCUUUACAAAUGGGAAGACGUAAAUCUCAGCGUAAAAAUUCUCCUGCGGUGGAUAGCGACGACGACAGUAGUGUGAGUUCAUCAUCGACUAUGCGGUCCGAUCGUAUGUCUGUUGUAGGGACUGAAGAUAUUCAAUUUGACAAAGAUUCUUUACUUGAUCUAGCUCUUGAUGCUUUAUAUGAGAAGAGGGGUUCCACAAGAGAGAAAGCGCUGUCAUCAAUUAUAGAAAAUUUCAGCAACAAUUUGCAACAUCAGUUUGUGGAAAAGAAGUUUGCUACCCUGCUUCAUCAGUGUCUGAAUUCUAUCAAAAAGGGUUCCAGCAAGGAAAUAUCAUUGGCUUCUCAUGCAAUUGGAUUAUUGGCUUUAACUGUGGGUUAUGGCGACAAUGCUCGGGAAAUAUUGUCAGAAUCAGUUCCCUCCAUUUCUCAAGCUCUUAAAUCUGGCCCAGAGUCCUCAAAGAUAUCGCUGCUCGAAUGCUUGGCAAUUAUCACUUUUGUUGGUGGGAAUGACCUGGAGGAAACUGAACGAUCAUUGCAGCUCAUGUGGCAAGUUGUCAAUCCUAAACUAGGACCAAAUGUAGUCGCGGUCAGGCAAUCAGCAGCUGUCAUAACAGCCGUGGUGUCUGCAUGGUCCUUUGUCCUUACAACUACGGAUGCGUUGAAGCUUAAUUCCAAAGAUUGGCAAGAGUCAAUUUCAUAUUUAUCAAGUCUCCUGGACAAGGAGGACCGUGCUGUACGCAUUGCUGCUGGUGAAGCACUUGCAUUGGUUUUUGAGAUGGGCGUUUUGGAGAAGUUUUCUGCUGAAGCUAAAGGAUUGACUGACGGCUCCGUCCUAGAGGGAAGUAAACUGCGGGAUUGGUAUGUACAUAUACAGGGAUUGAAGGGAAAAAUCUUGAAUCAAGUGAAAAGCCUCUCGGUGGAAGCUGGUGGUAAGGGUUCUGCUAAAAAAGAUCUCAACUUCCAACGGAAUACAUUUCGAGAUAUUUUGGAGUUUCUCGAGGAUGGCUAUUGUCCUGAAACUUCAAUUAAGAUUGGAGGAGAUUUGUUGCAGACUUCAACGUGGUCCAAACUGAUUCAGUUGAACUUCUUGAAGCACUAUCUUGGAGGAGGAUUUGUUAAGCACAUGCAGGAGAAUGAAUUCCUCCAUGAUGUCUUUGGGUUCACUCCAAAGAAAAAAUUUCUCUUGGACGGCGAACAUCGAAUAUCAAGUGCAGAAAAGAGGAUGUUCAAGUCACCAAAUUCAUUUGCUAAUAAGGCAAGGACUCAGCUACGGCAGAAACAUUGGGCAUUAUGCAAUAAAUGUGGGCGACUGAGAAUUGUAGAAUUUAUUUAUUGCGACUUGAAUUAGAUAUUGAAGAGGUGCUGUUAAAGGCCUGAUGCGAGCCUCCAACACACUUCUGUUAAGACAAUUGUAUUUCAGAGAUUGUAAAAUAGUAGGAACCAAAUUUACUCGCAGUUCAGAUUCGGGCUGUCAAUUUCGAAUUAUGGUGCAGCCCAUGAUUCAUAAGUGCUGGCGAUUCACAUUUAAAUUCGGUUUAGCACGUAACUUACUAUUUUUAGACUGACGUGCCAUUUCAUAAAUUUGGGCCCAUGUCAUUCUAUAAGAGGGGCUAUUGCCCUCUAUGACUGACUAAUAGACAUUUUCUAUACAAGCACUCUCUUUAGUCAUA